AAACUCUGGUGAAAUUGUAGAAAAGCAGGCGCCGAGCUCAAGAUCAAUCGAGAAACGUAAAAAGAGAGAUAGAUGGGGAGCAGAUUAGGUCGCCGCGUUGUCCACUUCGCCAACCUCCCCAUCAAGCUGCUAAUGCCCUCACCACCCUUCGAAUCCAUCCGUGAGAUCGCGCUCAAGACGAUCCCUUCAGCUUCAAAGAUCGAGAUCCGACGAGUUCUCGAAUCCCUCUACGGCUUCGAGAUAGAAGACGUCCGCACGCUCAACAUGGAAGGCAAGAAGAAAAAGCGCGGGCCUUUUCUCGCCGCUAAGCCCGAUUACAAGAAGGCCUACGUCACCCUUCGCUCUCCACUCUCGCUUAACCCUAGCCUUUUCCCUAUACGCUGGAUCCAAGAGGAACGUGAUCGGAUCGCUCAGGCCUCCUCGGCUAGGUCCCGGAAGUCGUCGGUUGUGGAUGAGAGUAAGGGAAAUGAAGGAAGAUCGCACUGGCUAGAUGAUCCUGAGCGGCGAGAACGCGAGGAGCUUGAGGCUCGACGGAGGUAUCCUGCGUCGAGGAGGGAUGGGGAAAGAGGGCAGAGGGGUAGGAGGGGAGGUAGAGAACGGGAAGGGAGGAGAAAAGAGGAGGAAAACAAGUUUCCAUGGAGCAGUAUGCGAAAGUGGAGCUAAGGUAUUUGUGGUAAUGCUUCAAUCAACUAAAAAGUUUUUGUUUUGAAGGUGCAUGGCCAGUGCUUUUGGCUACUGAUAGAGUAUGCAUUGUUUGUACGUUUCUUUUUAGCGGUAAAAGGAGAUUUUUGUUGUUGCAAACGUGCUUAUAUGGCUUUGAUCUGUUUUAGAGCUUGUUGGGAUUUCCAUUAUUAUUAUGAUCAUUUUUUGCGACUUUGGGAGUGAAUCUGGAAACCAAGCAUGGACUUUGCUAGGAUGAUCUGUAAGGAUUUUUUGUUAUUCAAAUUGAAAAGAUAUGAGAAAGCUAUGAAACAGAAA
Dendrobium catenatum is the source of this 978-nucleotide messenger RNA. RefSeq lists its product as uncharacterized. Gene Ontology annotation, biological process: mitochondrial translation. Gene Ontology annotation, molecular function: structural constituent of ribosome. Gene Ontology annotation, cellular component: mitochondrial large ribosomal subunit; ribosome. The record is from RefSeq and is a predicted model, not a curated record. The transcript has a single exon. Lineage: Eukaryota; Viridiplantae; Streptophyta; Magnoliopsida; Asparagales; Orchidaceae. Bases 73 to 663 code for a protein of 196 amino acids.